AUGAGUUCAGAUGAUGAGAGAGGAAGUAUACAGAAUAGCCCCGCUCAUGAUGAGGAAACCAGAAUAAAUGACCAGGACGACUCCGCCGGCCAGCAAGAUAACAACAACAACGACAACAACAAUGACCCCGAUGAGAUGGAAGAUUACGUCGACGAAGACGAAGGGGAAGAAGAAGAAUACGAAGACGACGAAGACCAGAUCCUCAGUAUGGGCCGUCACAAGAAAUCCAGCAGUGAGCCCCGCCAAAAUGACUACCAUGUGUCCGACAGUCAUAAUAAUGAUAAUGCUACUGGGGGAAGUAGAAAAGAUCGGGGGUUACGUGAAGAAGGCGACAGAUACACCAUUGAUGACGACAGCAGUGCCACUAAAAAAAGAGAAAUGUUGGAAAAACGUCUUGAUGAGGCGAUCAAGCUGGGAAACUCGCGCCGUCGUAAGAAGAAUGGUGAUAUCGAUCUUGAGCAAAUGCAAGAUGCCCAAAUCCAAGGGUUGAAAAAUCAAAUGCAAGAAGUGGCCUUUGAAGACGCCAGAUGUAUCGAUGAGAAAUCCGGGGUUGCCAUGAACAAAUUGAAACUAUUGCCAAAGGUCAAGGAGGUGUUGCUCAGAAAAAACUUGGCCGAUUCGAUUUUGGAUAACAAUUUGUUGGAAAGUGUCCGAGUAUGGUUAGAACCGUUACCAGAUGGAUCAUUGCCAGCGUACGAGAUCCAGAAAGUGAUUUUCAGCUCGCUAUUGGAGUUACCAAUUAAAACCAUUCAUCUUCGAGAAUCAGGGUUGGGUAAAGUUGUGUUAUUUUAUCAGAAAUCCAAAAGGGUAGAGCCGGGAUUGAAGAGAAUUGCCGAUAAGCUUGUUGGGAAUUGGACUAGACCGAUCUUGAACUUGUCAGACAAUUACCAUGAUAAGAUUAUUCAGCAAGAAAGUUUUGAUAUCGACAGAUUGAUCGAAGCGAGAAAGAGAAAAGUUGGCGACACCGCGAACCUCGAUCGUACUACGUAUGAAGAGAAUGCUGCCAGAAGAAAAAGAGCUGCAGCACCACAACCAAGAGCUACGGCCUACAAGGUUGCUCCUAAGGUUAAUAUGGCUAGGGAAAUGACUUCUGCCCAACGAAUGGCGGCGGCGGGGAUUGGUGCAAGUUUGAGUAGAGAUGAUCAAUAUCGAAGACUUAAUGGUAAGAUGUUGAACAGGGGCGGGAAAAGACUGGCGAAAAAGUCAGGGGUGUCGAUCGAAGGGCGUAACCUUCCUUUAUAA
Saccharomycopsis crataegensis is the source of this 1242-nucleotide messenger RNA. It is a transcript of the gene SPN1, whose product is annotated as transcription factor SPN1. The record is from RefSeq and is a predicted model, not a curated record. Gene Ontology annotation, cellular component: nucleus. The coding region runs from base 1 to 1242 and encodes 413 amino acids. The transcript has a single exon. Gene Ontology annotation, biological process: poly(A)+ mRNA export from nucleus. NCBI's taxonomy places the organism in Eukaryota, Fungi, Ascomycota, Saccharomycetes, Ascoideales, Saccharomycopsidaceae.